GGAACUGAGGCCAGUUUGCUUAUUUCUUCGCUGUGUUGCCCAGCUGACCUGGAGGGCUCUCCCUGUGAGCAGAUUCGGGGUCUCUACGCUCAGCUAGUGCCUGGCGUCUCUGCUGUGCAUCAGUCAGCUGCCUCCUUUGUGAUGAACUGGACUCUUUUACCAUUGCCGGUUAUUGCUUGGGGGUUUCUGAUAAACGUCUGCAUAGAUGUGUGGGCUUAAAUGACCAGUCCAGAUUUCUGGCUGGUGGGGUGGAAUGUUUAACUGGGCUUUGCAGGGUAAAUACCAUGUUUGCCUUAGAAUCUACAUCUGGGGCACAACACCAACUGUUCAGCUUUGGCAGUCCCCAUCCAGGAAUUACUCGCUGAAUCAUUUUUUUAUUUGGGAGCUCGGCACAAGAGCAGUAAACGUGAUACAGCUUCCGGAGUUUCUAGGUAGCUAAAACCCUGCUCUUGGUUGAGUAUGGGAGAAAUAACUCCCUGUGUUUUGCCUAUUUCAGUGUCAUGUAGAUAAGAUCACUCUGGUGCUUACAAGGUGGUUGAAAAUACUGGCACUCUUUGGACCACUUGUUGCUGCUAACAUGAACUGCUGAACGUGGCGAUGAGGGAGGAACUGUGGAUGCGGGGGUGCUGUGAUACCGGACCUUUGUCUUUAGGGAGAAGGCCCUUCAUUCCAAGUUGGGAGUGAUUUGAUCUUGUGUGUGGUCAUUUCUUCUCAGUAGGGUGUGGUGGAAGGCACCAGGGUUAACAGGUUUGGAGAGGGUGGCAGUGUAAGGAGAGGAGGGAACUUGUGUCCCUGUCCUGGGAUCCUAGGUGUAUGUUGGGAGAGUCCCCUCCUUGGCUAGGCCUCUCGGGGUCUUGGACUACUUAGUAAUGGACAAGGCCCACUUUUAUUUCUAAGAUUAGUGAUGAUGGGUUUGUCCCCUUGGUUGCCCAGCGUUCUGCUGGGCAUUGUCCUGCCCUCGUGGCUGCUCUUGGCCUCCGUGUUCUUGAGAGCCUAGUGCUAGACCUUCAGGUGGUCAGGCUGGAUGGGUACAAAGUGAUGUAGUCAUUAGCUCUUGAAACUUGAGAGGUUAGUGUUUUGCUGUUGUGGCUAGGUCAGAGCAACUGCUGUCCUAAAUCAAGACUGGUCAUGCAGUAUCCUGGGAAGCCAAUUGGAAAAAGCUGGUUUUGAGGACUCCUCGGUGUUUUCACUGGGUCGUGUCUGAAGAGAAAUCCCUUAUGUUCAUCAGGCCCAAGAAAUACAUUGUCUCGCCGGGCUCCGAGCCUCCAGAGUUGGGCUAUGUUGACAUCCGGACGCUGGCUGACAGUGUGUGUCGUUACGACCUCAACGACAUGGAUGCUGCGUGGCUGGAGCUGACGAAUGAGGAAUUUAAGGAGAUGGGAAUGCCUGAAUUAGAUGAAUACACCAUGGAAAGGGUCCUGGAGGAAUUUGAGCAGCGGUGCUAUGACAAUAUGAAUCAUGCUAUAGAGACUGAGGAAGGCCUGGGGAUCGAAUAUGAUGAAGAUGUUGUCUGUGAUGUGUGCCAGUCACCUGACGGUGAGGACGGCAAUGAGAUGGUGUUCUGUGACAAAUGCAACAUCUGUGUGCACCAGGCCUGUUACGGAAUCCUCAAGGUCCCGGAGGGCAGUUGGCUGUGCCGGACAUGUGCCCUGGGGGUUCAGCCAAAGUGUUUGCUGUGUCCCAAGAAAGGCGGAGCGAUGAAGCCUACCCGCAGUGGCACCAAGUGGGUCCAUGUCAGCUGUGCUCUGUGGAUCCCUGAGGUGAGCAUUGGCAGCCCUGAGAAGAUGGAACCCAUCACGAAGGUGUCUCACAUCCCCAGCAGUCGGUGGGCGCUGGUGUGUAGCCUCUGCAACGAGAAGUUUGGGGCCUCCAUACAGUGCUCUGUGAAGAACUGCCGCACCGCCUUCCACGUGACCUGUGCUUUUGACCGGGGCCUGGAGAUGAAGACCAUCUUGGCGGAGAAUGACGAAGUCAAGUUCAAGUCCUACUGCCCGAAGCAUAGCUCACAUAGAAAACCCGAGGAGAGCCUUGGGGAGGGGGCCGCUCAGGAGAACGGGGCUUCUGAGUGUUCCCCUCGGAAUCCGCUGGAGCCUUUUGCCAGCCUGGAGCAGAAUCAGGAGGAGGCCCACCGGGUUAGUGUCCGUAAGCAGAAGCUGCAACAGCUGGAAGAUGAGUUCUACACCUUCGUCAACCUGCUGGAUGUGGCCAGGGCCCUGCGGCUGCCCGAGGAAGUGGUGGAUUUCCUGUACCAGUACUGGAAGUUGAAGAGGAAGGUCAACUUCAACAAGCCCUUGAUCACUCCAAAGAAAGACGAAGAGGACAAUCUAGCGAAGCGGGAGCAGGAUGUCUUGUUUAGGAGGCUGCAGCUGUUCACUCAUCUGCGGCAGGACCUGGAGAGGGUUCGGAACCUCACUUACAUGGUGACCCGCAGGGAAAAGAUUAAGCGAUCUGUGUGCAAAGUCCAGGAACAGAUAUUCAAUCUUUACACUAAGCUCUUGGAGCAAGAAAGAGUUUCAGGUGUGCCUUCUUCUUCCUGGUCCUCCUCCUCCUUGGAAAACAUGCUUUUGUUUAACAGUCCUUCUGUGGGCCCUGACGCCCCCAAGAUCGAGGACUUGAAGUGGCAUUCCGCGUUCUUCAGGAAGCAGAUGGGCACUUCCUUGGUCCAUUCGCUGAAAAAGCCCCAUAAGCGAGAUCCAUUGCAGCACAGCACUGGGAGCGGAGGCAAAGCCCUGCCGAAGCAGCCAGACCUGUGUGGUAGAAGGGAGGGGACGGUGGUCCCAGAGGGCUUCUUGAGUUUUGAAAAGACCUUUGCGGAGGCCCGUCUCGUGUCAGCACAACAGAAGAAUGGCGUGGUGAUGCCAGAUUCCGGGGACAGAAGAGACCAUCGUCUUCAUUGUGAUCUCAGCAGGGGAGACUUCAAGGACAGACCUUGUAAACAGAGUCACAAGCCUCUGAGGCCCACGGACCCGUCCCAGCGGCACCUGGACAGCCCGAGAGCCGCCGCCGCCUCCCCUGGCAUGGGGCAGUCGGCGCCCGGCUCCAGGAAGGAGAUCGUGCCCAAGUGCAACGGCUCCCUCAUCCGAGUGAACUAUAACCAGACUGCAGUCAAAGUGCCUACGACACCUGCCAGCCCAGUGAAGAACUGGGGAGGGUUCCGGAUUCCAAAGAAGGGGGAACGGCAGCAGCAGGGAGAGGCCCACGACGGGGCCUGCCACCAGCACUCAGACUACCCCUAUUUGGGCUUAGGCCGAGUUCCAGCCAAGGAAAGGGCAAAAAACAAGUUGAAAUCUGACCAUGAGAAUGACGGGUACGUCCCCGAUGUCGAGAUGAGUGACUCAGAGAGCGAGGCAUCGGAAAAGAAGUGUAUACACGCCAGCAGCACUAUCAGCAGGAGGACAGACAUCAUCAGGAGAAGCAUUUUGGCCUCUUGAUGAAACUGAGGCGGUGUGGGAGCGCUGCGGGCGCGCUGCGGGCUUGCCGUGGAGUUGCUAGACGAGAGCUCUGACGUGGGGGACGAGCGGAGACCCAUCCAUCACUCCUGAGCUACACACACACAUUUACUUGCAAGUCAGAUUGAAUUUUUUUUCCAGAGUCAUUUAUAAUUCAUUGUUGUGAGAAGUGUGUUAUCUGCAACUUGUUGAGGAAACACAAGAGUAGAUUGUAACCGUCAGACACUAAGACUAGAGGCUGAAUUAAACACUAAAAUAAGAAUGAAUGAAAUAAGUCUUUGCAGAGGGCAAGGCUUGCGGAAGCCUCACGAGUUUGCAUUGCCCUCUGUAUUCUUCCCAAAGCACAAACUCUUGGUUACCUGAAUACGCGGAAUCAGAUGCAGUUCUUGAGAAACCCUCACGUACCAUUUAACAGCCCAUAAAACUUACUUUGUAGGACUGGUAGAUGUUGAAGUCAUAUUUAUACUUUGGCCCCCGAGGCUGUUUUUGUUGCAUUGUAGUUACAGGCAGCAGCUCCGAAGCUUCAGUAACUCUAGGGAAUUCAUGUAUGAAUGAGAUCAGCAGAUGGGGAAGAGAGAAUUUUCAAAAAGGUCAGUACUGGAAGAUCUGAAGGGCCAGGGCAGAGCUGCUGCAGCUUGCAGAUGUAGGGUACGUGGAGCAGGUCCUGCUGCCUGAAGCACCCGAGUGUGUUGUGGGUAUGGGACUGGUGGAGGAGAGUGAAGCCAUUAGAAAGUUCUGUCUGUGAGAAAGGGCAGUUGGUCCCAUUCUUACCAGUCCUCUUGACCUUCCUCUUCCCUAACCACUGCCUUUUGGGCCAGCUUGGGAGUUCCCUGGCCUUGGGCAAUACCUGGCCAUCUGGCUUCCAACGAUACUAAUGGCUAGUCAAGUUCAAGUGAUGAACUUCCAGACUCUGGUGACCUAUGUCCCAGAGCCAACCACUAGUGCGUAUGUUGGGGAAUCUGGGCUUCCAACAUGAACGGAUUCCUUAAGAAAAAGGAAAAAAAAAUGAAAAAGAAAAAAAGAAAAAAAGAAAAAAAAAAAGCAAAAUAGGUUAUAUUUUAAAAACAGUAGAAAGGCAAUAAGUUGCGAUAACCUCUUACCAUUGACCAAGGUGAUACGGGAAAGAGACUGAAGUGUAACAGGUUUCCUGGAGUCAGAGUUCUAAGCUCCAAUUCGUAACUUGGACUUUCUAAUUGCAAAUGGCAAUAACUAGUAAGUUAUCAGCAAUAAUGAAUUUAGCAUUAAAUUUGAGUACAAUGUUCUGUUUUUGCACUCACUGCAGUGCUUAUGUAUUAAGACAGUGGAUAGUGUUAAGGUCCUGUUAAUUUUCUUUGGAAUUCAAUGUAGUUGUGAAUCAAACUUAAGAGAAGGAAAGUUUAAAUAGCAACGAGAUUUAGAAUUAUGGGCACUUGGAACAAGCCCAAUUUCCCCUAAAUUAUCCUUAGUUUGUUAUUAUCAGUAUUCAGAUUUCCCGAUUCAUUUAUACAUCUGUUUCCAUGUGGCAGGGACAUUCUGAUACUUAACGAGUGAUGAUUUGAGUUCUGUAGUUCCCUUUCAAGUCUUCCAGGUGAUUGUCAACAGCAAAAAAGGCUUAUUGAAUUCCAUCUUGCUAUGCAAGUUUUAUCGGAUGAUCAAAUAGUAGAUCUGAUGCAUCCCCAUUGUAUGUAUGACAUUUUCAGACCAAGUCUUAACUUUUCGAAUACAUUUUAGUAGCUAAUUCAGGGGAGGGGAAAGAAUGACCCAGGUUUUUAGAUUGACUAUUUUUGAGCUAUGGGGCUCAUCUUGAGAGACUGCUGUCCAGAUAAGCUGUUGCUACAGAUCUUAGGAGCUUCUUAAAGAAUCCAAGUUGUACAUUGACUCAUAGCAUAGUUUAAAAACCAGAGUUUUUGCCUAUGAGCGAAAACAUUUUUGCUGGAUACAGAAGAAAGGUGGACACUUUUUACAGUUCCCUUUUGACCAUAGCAACAGCUCUGGGUGAGAGUAGAAUAUAUAGAGGGGUAAUCUGUCAAGCCAUAGAAAGAAAAUCUAAAUUUUAGUAAGUAUAUGACCUCUCACCAUUUUAAGAGGUAACAGAUUCAUUUGCACUAUUUAGGAAUGCUAGUUUUGUGCAAAAAUAAUGCCUUACCUGUUUUUUCCCCACAUUUAGGUUGAAAAGCUUUCAAACGUUCCAAGUUAUGCUGAACCAAAAAAACUAAACAAAAAACAAAACAAAAAAAAUAAAGAAAAACCCACACAAAAAUAAAAAGCCCACACUUUUUAUUCCUGCUUUGAAAUGCAAAUGGUAUAGAGCACGGUUUCUCUGACAGUGUAAUGAUAGCUUUGUAAGUUAGUUCACGUCCUGCUGGGAACUCUGUAUGAGGCGGCCAUACGCAGCACCCACCCACCCCACCCACUUGCACUCUCUUAGUACGAGCCAUUCGCUCUGCUUUUCUUUUCUUUUCUUUGAAGCUUUAUCUUUCCUUGUGCAUCCUGACCAAGAAAUAUCUUUGAUUAUGAUCAAUGUAUUAUGUCAAAAUGUAGGCUAGUUAAACUUUUGUAAAGUUGCCUGGAAUGUCAUUUGUUAGGUUAUAAACAAAAUCGAAAUGAAGGGUUCUAUGUGUUGUGUACAAAUCUUAAUUAUUUUGAAAUGGACAAACUUGUCAUUACAUUUGUAACCUUGUACAGAGGAUUUUUCACUAUGUGCCUAGCUUGGUGUCCAUUCAGCUAAAAUUGGAAAAAAAAGGUGCAUGAAGAGUUAAAAAUCAGAAAUUAAACAAAGUAUAUGUAGAGAUGACUAUUUUAUAUUACAUGGCCCAAUCCUGUAUUUAUUUCUACCCUCUUUUUGAAAGUAUUUAUAAAACUAGUUGAGGACAGCUGUAUUUUUUUGUUGAACUAUUUAGUAGAAUUUGUGCCUUUUUGUCUGUAUGUGAAUAAAUGCUGUACAUUUUGCAAUACA
This is a messenger RNA of Nyctereutes procyonoides (raccoon dog), 6384 nucleotides long. RefSeq names its product jade family PHD finger 1 (gene JADE1). The transcript is spliced from 8 exons. NCBI's taxonomy places the organism in Eukaryota, Metazoa, Chordata, Mammalia, Carnivora, Canidae. Gene Ontology annotation, biological process: regulation of transcription by RNA polymerase II. The record is from RefSeq and is a predicted model, not a curated record. Gene Ontology annotation, cellular component: histone acetyltransferase complex. The coding region runs from base 1218 to 3431 and encodes 737 amino acids.